AUGAGAUUUACAUCAGCUAUCGCUGCUUCCGUAGCAUUGUUAUCAUCCGCCGUCAAGGCCCAGGACGUUGCAUGUUUGGUUGACGGUGAAACCGUUGCCGUUGUUGACCUCGACACCGGUGUCUGUCCCUUCACCAUCCCCGCUGAAUUGCCCCAGCCAUUCUUUGAGUUUGUUUCACUCGAGGACUACGAUGUGCUUUUCUACUACUCGCAAAUCAACGGCUCGCUGAAAUUCUUCACUGACAUCAUCAAUGCCGGUAACGUGAUCAACAUCCCAGCUAACCUCUUGUACGGCCAAGCUGGUGCUCCAUUGUACCAAGUCCACGCUGAAGAAGAGCCAAGCGCCAACUCGACUGCCGCCAUCAGAAAGAGAUUGAUGAAGUUGAGAGGCGUGGAUAUCGAUCUCGAGUCCGACUCAUUGGCCAAGAGACAAGACGAAGAAGAGUUGGUUGCCCAAUUGCAAGAACUCGAAGGUACUUUUAUCCAAAACUCGGUGUUUGAAGUCGUUGACGCUGUGCCAUCCUCGGGUGCCUCAUCCGUCCCUGAAGAAUCGAGCGAAGCAACCGGUGUUGUCUCCACCAUUGUCUCCACCGUUAUCUCGACUGAAUUGAUUGACUGCACCACCAUCACCGGCGUCACCACCUUGUCCGAUGGUGAAAUUUCAACUUACACCACCACUUCCUCCUUGUCCGGUGUUGCUCCAGGUGUCGUUACCGAAGAGGUUACCACCGUUGUUACCGUCACCUCCUGUUCGUCCGACCUCUGCCACGUCACCACGGUGCCAGCCACCCCAUCCUUGGUCACCGCUACCGCCGGAGGUGUUGUUACCGUCUACACCACCUACUGCCCAAUCGAAUCCGUUGCUCCAGUUGAAUCCACCAAGACCAUCACCAUCACCUCAUGCCACAACGACGCUUGCCACACUAGUGCUGUUGCUGCUACUCCAGCUUGGACCACCGAGACCGUUGGCGGCACCGUUACCGAGUACAUCACCUACUGCCCCGUCACCGCAGGCCACGUUGAAACCAAGGUCGUUGUUGCCGGCACCACCACCUUGGCCCACACUGGUCCAGGGGGCGAGGUCAGCUACACCACUUCAACCGUGUACAUCACCGUCCAAACCACCCACGGCCAUGUUGGAACCGCUAGCGCUCCAAUCGUCGGCGGUGCUGCUCCUUCCACCCACGUCACUGGUGCUGCUCCUUCCACCCACGUCACUGGUGCUGCUUCUACCACCCACGUUGUCAGUGGUGCUACUCCUACCACCCACGUUGUCGGCCAGACCGUAGCCGCUGGAACCCACGGCGCCUCCACCGCUGCCGUGACUGCUUACCAAGGCGGUGCUUCUUCCAACAGCGCCAAAUUAUUGGCCUUGGCUGUUCUCCCCUUGGCUUACUUCUUCUAA
This is a messenger RNA of Lodderomyces beijingensis, 1404 nucleotides long. Lineage: Eukaryota; Fungi; Ascomycota; Pichiomycetes; Serinales; Debaryomycetaceae. The record is from the annotation of a GenBank genome assembly.